Tachysurus vachellii is the source of this 5469-nucleotide messenger RNA. RefSeq names its product probable E3 ubiquitin-protein ligase MID2. The record is from RefSeq and is a predicted model, not a curated record. Gene Ontology annotation, molecular function: protein binding; zinc ion binding. Bases 1234 to 4455 code for a protein of 1073 amino acids. NCBI's taxonomy places the organism in Eukaryota, Metazoa, Chordata, Actinopteri, Siluriformes, Bagridae. The transcript is spliced from 18 exons.
CCCCAGUCUAGAUGUAUGGGAAGCAAGGAAACAAGGAGAGAAAAAGAUGCAAAAAUUUAAUAUUAGCAGUGAACCAAGAGCUUACGCUCCAGCUUUAUCUCAUGGCUUCAUCUCCAUUGAGAUCAGACUAGCAGUUAAUGGCAUAUGCAGUCAUCCAUUAAGACAGAGAACUUCGUUCAUGCAUUCAUUUUCUACCGCUUAUCCGAACUUCUCGGGUCACGGGGAGCCUGUGCCUAUCUCAGGCGUCAUCGGGCAUCAAGUCAGGAUACACCCUGGACGGAGUGCCAACCCAUCACAGGGCACACACACACACUCUCAUUCACUCAUGCAAUCACACACUAGGGACAAUUUUCCAGAGAUGCCAAUCAACCUACCAUGCAUGUCUUUGGAUCGGGGGAGGAAACCGGAGUACCCGGAGGAAACCCCCGCGGCACGGGGAGAACAUGCAAACUCCACACACAAGGUGGAGGCGGGAAUCGAACCCCCAACCCUGGAGGUGUGAGGCAAAUGUGCUAACCACUAAGCCACCGUGCCCCCCCUUUAUGAAUUGUUUUAUAUAUUUAUUUAUUUAUAGUUAUUAAUUCAAUUAAUAAACUGUAAGGUUUUCAUUUAGAAUCUCAAAAUCUUCCCAAUAUACUUUUCUAUCUGAAAAACAGUCUUGUUAUUAACAUCUCUUACUUUCCUUCCCACUUUUCCACCUCUCUGCUUAUCUGGGUUGACAGAUCUGUGAUUAUCACACUGUGUAUGAAAAUGUUUAAUCAAUGUUCAUUCAAGUUUGGAUUGCAGGUAUUAGUUGGUAGAUUGUAUGAUUUUCUGUCUGUAUUAAUUAAAUGAAUAUGGUAAACCACAUUUUUUUAAAGAAUGUUCUUGUUUCACUGAAAUGUUUUUCAAGAUCAUUUUCGUGCCUUUAAAAAGCACUGAUUAAAAAAACUGUGUAUGUUGGGUUACUUUAUUAUUGUUAUAUUGUUGUCUAAUACAGGAUUGUAUAGAGUAAAAUUGAAUGUUUUGAAAUCAGGCUGAGUUUAUAGAUUAUUUGUUUAUUUUAAAAUGCAGAUUAAGCCACUUCUCUCACUCAUACAGUAGCUGGCAACUUUCUGGGAAACAAAACUGAAACUAAUCUGUCCCUGUUUUUUUCCUUUUCUUUAUACACACUGUCUUCCACACGGCGUUUACAAACUGAACCAGGAAGUGUGAGCUGCUGUUACUGAUUGUGAGUGUUUGUUUUUCAGUAAAAUGGCAGAAGCGAAUAUUUUCGUUGCUCAGGAUCAUUUCAGCUGUCCAAUCUGUCUGGAUCUACUCAAGGAUCCAGUAGCUCUUUUGUGUGGACACAGUUUCUGUAUGGUCUGUAUUAAUGGCUGCUGGGAUCAGGAGGAUCAGCAGGGAGUCUAUAGCUGUCCUCAGUGUAGACAAACCUUCACUCCAAGACCUGCUGUGAGUAAAAACACCAUGCUGGCUGAAGUAGUGGAGACACUGAAGAAGACAGGACUCCAAGCUACACGUCCUGCUCAGUGUUCAGCUGGACCUGAAGAUGUGGAGUGUGAUUUCUGUAUUGAGAGUAAAUCCAAAGCCAUCAAGUCCUGCCUGGUGUGUCUGGCCUCUUUCUGUGAAACUCAUCUCCAGCCUCACUAUAAAUCUCCUGCCUUUAAGAAGCACAAGCUGGUCGAAGCCUCCAGACGACUCCAGGAUCAGAUCUGCUCUCAGCAUGACAAACUGCUGGAGGUUUACUGUUGCACUGACCAGCAGUGUAUCUGCAUGUUGUGUAGUAUUUAUGAACAUAAAGGACAUGAUACAGUAUCAGCUACAACAGGAAAAGCAGAGAAACAGAAGCAGUUGUUGGAGACACAGGAGAAAUCAAAGCAGAGAAUCCAGGAUAGAGAGAAGGAGCUUCAGAAGCUGAGAGAGGCUGUAAAGACUCAUAAGCAUUCUGCACAAAUGGCAUUUCAGGAAACUGAGAGGAUCUUUACUGAUCUUAUCAAAGCCAUUAAGAGAAGAUGCUCUGAUGUGAAAGCACUGAUCAGAGCUCAGGAGAAAGCUGAAGUGAGUCAAGCUGAAAAGGUCUUGAAGCAACUGGAGCAGGAGAUUGCAGAGCUGAAGAAGAGAGACUCUGAAAUGGAGGAACUUUCACACACAGAAGAUCCCAUCCAGUACCUUAAGAGAUUUCAGUCUGUCUCGACCCUCACUGGACCUUCAGACUCACCCAACAUUACGAUCAGUCCUCUAACUUUUGAGGGUGUCAUCAAGUCUGUGUCUCACCUGAAAAUGAAAAUAGAAGAAUGCUGUAAUGCUGAUUUUGAGGAGAUAUCAAGUGGAGUGAGAAAUGUCUGGAUUUUUCAAACUCCUGUUGCUGCUCACAUCUCUGCACCAGCCAAGGGCCUGACAGAACUCUAUGACAGAACUCGCCUGAAAGACUUGGUUUUGAACCCGAAACCUUGUACUUUAAGAAAAAAAAAAAACGUACUCCCAAAAAACAGAAGAAAGGUUCCUUCAGGUUACUCGUCUCAGACACAGUAUAUGGACUAUGACUCUUAUUCUCGCAGCACUAAAGAAAAAGAAGAAAAGUUACUUUCCCAUAAGCCUCCUCCUCUCAGAGACAGUAGAGCUGGUCCAGGAGUGCUUAAAAUGGCAGAAGCGAAUAUUUCAGGACUUCAAGAUCAGUUCAGGUGUCCAAUCUGUCUGGAUCUGGUCAAGGACCCAGUAACUCUUUUGUGUGGACACAGUUUCUGUAUGGUCUGUAUUAAUGGCUGCUGGGAUCAGGAGGAUCAGCAGGGAGUCUAUAGCUGUCCUCAGUGUAGACAAACCUUCACUUCAAGACCUGUUGUGAGUAAAAACACCAUGCUGGCUGAAGUAGUGGAGACACUGAAGAAGACAGGACUCCAAGCUCCUGCUCAUUGUCCAUCUGGACCUGAAGAUGUGGAGUGUGAUUUCUGUAUUGAGAGUAAAUCCAAAGCCAUCAAGUCCUGCCUGGUGUGUCUGGCCUCUUUCUGUGAAACUCAUCUCCAGCUUCACUAUAAAUCUCCUGCCUUUAAGAAGCACAAGCUGGUCGAAGCCUCCAGACGACUCCAGGAUCAGAUCUGCUCUCAGCAUGACAAACUGCUGGAGAAGCAGUUGUUGGAGAAACAGGAAAUAUCCAAGCAGAGAAUCCAGGAUAGAGAGAAGGAGCUUCAGAAGCUGAGGAAGGCUGUUGAGACUCACAAGAUGUGUUUAGAGCAGAAAAAGCUGUUUCAGCCCAUUCCCGUAGUGCAUGCUUUCCGAAGCCGCCGGAGAGCCCUAGCGAAAAUGAAAGAUAGCCUCUCAUUACACACAUGGGCUGACUUGGAGAACUGCAUGAGCCAUAAAAGGCGCAGUGACAUCCAGACGCGUGGUAUGUCACCGGAUCUAUAUGUAGACCCAGAUACUCUGGCUCCUGAGAUGGAGUCAAUCGACUGUGAUCGACUGUGGAAAACCAGUCACCCCUGCCCAUCGAGCAUUCUGAUUCACUCUGCACUGACAGCAGUUCUGGAAACUGAGAAAAUGUUUACAGAUAUGAUCUGUACCAUGGAGAAAAGAUCCUCUGAGGUGACACAGCUAAUCAGAGCUCAAGAGAAAGCUGCAGUGAGUCAAGCUGAAGAAAUCAUCAUGAAACUGGAGCAGGAGAUUGCAGAGCUGAAGAUGAGAGAAGCUGGAACGAAGGAGCUUUUACUCAUUGAGGAUCCCAUCCAAUACCUCCAGAGUUUUCAUUCUUUUGUGACCCCUCCUGGAGCUACAGAUUUACCAUCCACCGUGGUCAGUGCUUUCUUCUCUUUUGAUGAUCUAGUAAAGUCUGUGUCUCAGUCAAAAUUGAAGAUGGAGGCAUGCUUUGAGGAGCUGUUUGAGAAGAUAUCAAGUGAAGUGAAGAAAAUCCUGAUCCUGUCACCCCAAAGCAGAGAGGAAUUUCAACAGUAUUCCUGUCAACUCACACUGGAUCCCAACACAGCAAAUGCAAGCCUCCAGCUGUCUGAUUCAAACAGAAUGGCAACUUGCACAGAUGUCUACCCAUUUCAUGCUUUUGGUUAUGUACAUCCAGGGAGCUUUAACUGUUACACCCAGGUAUUUUGUAGUGAGAGUGUGUCUGGAGCCUGUUACUGGGAGGUGGAGUGGAGUGGGGAUUAUGGGGUUCAUAUAGCAAUGUCUUAUGAUGACAUCAGCAGGAAUGGAAGCAGUAAUGUAUGUGCGUUUGGAAGUAAUGAUAAGUCCUGGAGUUUGCUUUGCCAAUCAUCUGAUUACUCAUUCUUACACAACAACCAAGAAACUAAAAUCCCUGUGAACUCCAGCUCCUCUACAAUAGGAGUGUUUGUGGAUUACAAAGCAGGAACUCUGUCUUUCUACAGUGUUUCUGACAUGAUGAAGCUCCUCCACAAAGUUCACACCACAUUCACUCAGCCUCUUUACCCUGUAUUCGGCCUAACUAAAUAUUCAACAGUAAAACUGUGCCAGUGAAAAUAAAUAGUUUUGGAAUAGUUUAACACUGUAUGAUUUAUGUAACAAUGGAAAAAAAAUCAAGUCGUUUCGAUUCCAAUACCCCACCUUCCAAGAUGUCACUUGACAAACACACAACUGCUCAGUUGUAUGAAAACUUUCAUAAAUGGAAGUUGCUCUAUAACAUGUCAGCUGUUUGUAGUGAUAAAGAAUUGUGCAUGAUUAAGCAACUUGGAUGAUGUAUAAUGGGGCAGUUGUAUAUUAAACCAAGUGUAAAUAAUGACUCAAGCAAGAUCCUGGACACAAGCACAUGCCAUCUAGUAACGCAGCCUGAUUUACAUUAAUUGUAAAUGUAAUAAAUGCUUCCAUAGUGAAGAGGAUUCAGAAGCGUACAGUCAUCAGGAAAUAAGUUAAGAAGGUUUCCAGCCCAAAGCAGCAAUUUAGCUUGUACUUUAUUACACAAUUGAUGGAUUUCUGAGCUAAUAAAUACCCACUCCUGUAUAUCCCAUCUCUGUACCAAUGCUUUAUUGCUAACGCUGUUCAAACGUCAUUUUAAAACAAUUUUCAAAAUAAUGAUUCUCAAUGUUCUAUUUUAUUGUUAUACCUUUAACUCUUAAUCCAACUCAUUUUCCUUUUACUAUAAUUAUUAGUGAUACAUGUUUUGAUUUGUGAUGCUUUUUUUUACUUGGAGAAGAAUUCAGUGUGAUUAGAUUUUACAGAAACACCUAUGAAACAUCUUAUAGAGAAAUGUGACUUUUAUAUUCACACCAUUUAGGUUCCAGUCAUGUUAAAAUCUAACAAGUAAAUCCAAGGUGUUCUGUAUUUUUCUGUUUGUUUUCUUUUAUCUGUAUUUUUUAUUUUUUUUACAGCCUGAAACUGCUCACUGUGUUUAAUAUUAGGUCAUAUAAACUAAUAGAACUUAAGAUAGAAGAAAAACAGGGUUGCAGAUAAUAUUAUAUAAUGCAUUGGCAUCUUAUUUGUUGUUGAAAUGUACUUUACUAUGUUUAAUAAACUUUACUAGAAUUGCAGAACUAA